UGUGAAAAUGUUGAAUGAAUAAAUGAACAGUGUCUUCAAGCUAGCUGUUUUCUGUUCACUUUUUGGUUGUCUGUUUUACUUUCGUUUCCGGGUCCAACUGGUAUUCCAUUUAGAAGAUUGUUCAAGCUUCUAAGCUCCAAGAUUUCUGCUUCUUUACGUAUCAGGAGUCUUUCUGGCAAUUGGCAAGUUCAGAGCUCCAUUGGAUUUUUCAUUGCCAUGUUCCAAAUGUGCUGUCUUCUAGCUUUUUGUUAUGUUUGAAAAGAUAGGUGAGAGAGAGAGUUUUCGAGAGCAAUAAUUCAAAGUUACUGUGUACGAGUUGAUUUGAAAGUUUGGUAGCCAGCUAGCUCCUAAUAAUUGGGAGAUGUUGCUGGUGAAGAUGCAUUUGGAUGGUUGAACUGGGAUUUUUAGUCUGAAACUCAUUUUAGCUUCUUAAUGCACCUUGGUUACUGUCUAUGGUGGGUUUCAAAAAUUAAGGUUAUAAGUUCCAACAGUAGUGUGUGCUUUAAGAAAUGUGUCAAUGGUAGCUAUAUGUUGUUUGUUCCCUGAUCCUGCUGACAAAAUUUCUAUUCUGUUUAGAUGAUUGGCAUCUCAAGAGAAGUGACUGUUACUUGUAUGAUGCUAAUCCAAACAAUUUUCAAGUUGGUUAAUUCCCACCUUGCUUUGCAGAAAUAAAUGGCAAAUGAUCUGGGCAUAGCAUUUUACAUCACCAUAUGCUGCAUUGCCUUUAUUAUAUCGAAGACCAUUCUUUGGAUUCUGCUUUAUAAGCGAUGGAAAAGAAAGAAGAUGAUUUAUGAGGACGGUUUCUCAGGAGGGAAGAUGGUGAUGUUUAGGUCUCCAGUGUUGCAGUCUCUCUCAUCUGAUGUGUUAUUGAAGAAGACAUUGAAGUUAAGCAACAAAGACAUCAUUGGUGCUGGAGGGUAUGGUACAGUUUACAAACUAGUGAUAAAUGAUACCAUGGCCUUUGCUGUGAAAAGGCUAAAUAGAGGAAGUGAAGAUAGAGAUAAAGGAUUUGAGAGAGAAUUGGAGGCAAUGGGGGAUAUCAAGCACCGCAACAUUGUAACUCUUUACGGAUACUACAGCGCCCCUCACUACAAUCUUCUGAUAUAUGAGCUAAUGCCUAAUGGAAGUUUGGAUGCUUUUCUGCGUGGGACAUCGAUGGACAGUAAGGUUUUGGAUUGGCCAACAAGAUAUAAAAUAGCAUUAGGUGCUGCAAGAGGAAUAGCAUACCUUCACCAUGAUUGUAUCCCUCAUAUAAUCCACAGAGAUAUCAAGUCAAGCAAUAUAUUACUGGAUCAGAACAUGGAGGCUCGAGUCUCAGAUUUCGGACUUGCCACAUUGAUGGAGCCAGACAAGACUCAUGUUUCAACAUUUGUGGCUGGUACCUUUGGAUAUUUAGCGCCAGAAUAUUUCGAUACAGGAAGAGCAACAGCAAAGGGCGAUGUUUACAGCUUUGGAGUUGUCUUACUAGAGCUUUUAACAGGAAAAAGGCCAACGGAUGAAGCAUUUCUGGAGGAGGGAACAAAGCUUGUUACAUGGGUAAAGGGAGUUGUUGAAGAAAGGAGGGAAGAAUAUGUGCUUGACAGUAGCUUGGGUUCUUGUCCUGUGGAUGAGAUUAACAAUACUUUCAACGUAGCAUUAAUGUGCCUUGAGACAGAUCCCUCCAUGAGGCCUACAAUGGCUGAGGUUGUUAAGAUGCUGGAGCAGAUAAAGUCGGAGAAAGCUGUGAAUGAUUGUUAACCUCACAUUCUGUAGCCAUCCAAAAACUCCUGCACAUACAACAUUUUUAUCCUCUUUACCCUCUUUUUGGUUGAAUAAUAGUAAACAACUUCUUGUUGUUCGUAAGUGUGGUGGGACUUAAACAAGCUCUGAUGCCGCUCCUGCCUUAACAACCAAGUCUCAGUCAAGAGUUUGCCCCAAAAAUUUGGGGAAGAGAGAGAGAGAAUCAACUUUCCCUGGAAGAAAUGCAAUGAUUAUAUAUCAAAUUUGACAUGACCAAAUUUGUUACCCAUGCUGCUAUUUGGGUCACCGGAAUGAAAACAUGAUAAGAUAUAAGUUGCCAAAGUCUUGGCGUGGCUGGGAACCUAGUAGGUUCAGUUUGUUCGAAUGUUCUAUCAGAAAGCAGAACCAAAAUGAAUUAUGAACGAUUUGGCCUCUCAUGGCCACUCUGCCACAAGAGAGUCUGCUCGUGUCAUGAGAAUUUUAGUUCUUAAGAUAUGGGUGACUGCUCCUGAUUAUGAGGAUUGUAUCAAGGUCCUUUAUCUUUAAUGAAGCAGCAGUCCUAUUGUUCCUGUU
Theobroma umbraticum is the source of this 2292-nucleotide messenger RNA. The record is from RefSeq and is a predicted model, not a curated record. NCBI's taxonomy places the organism in Eukaryota, Viridiplantae, Streptophyta, Magnoliopsida, Malvales, Malvaceae.